Molecule: messenger RNA, 1458 nt
Organism: Ectocarpus sp. CCAP 1310/34
Lineage: Eukaryota; Phaeophyceae; Ectocarpales; Ectocarpaceae
Source: the annotation of a GenBank genome assembly
AUGAAUUUCUGCGCACGAUGUAGUCUACACACUGCACGGUGCACACACAAGACGUCGCCGACAAUUAGCUACGACGAUGGUGCCUUACACGUGCAAGGCGGCUGUGCAACGAUACGCGAUCUUAUCGAGUACCGGACGAACGACGGGAAACAGAUUGGACCAAUCUUUCACUUUGACGAGGUAUGGAAGGGUACCUCGGUGACGCUUGGUGUAGCAUUUCCUAAAGGCGAGCUGCUGAUCAUGUUUUUUCUGACAACGAAUCUUCAGGACAAAAAGUGGUACACCGACACCUACACGGGCACCUAUUACCUGGAGUCGGACGUGUUCAUCACGAACGGAGCUACCCUCAGCAUCGACGGCUCGGAAAGCGAAGAAAAUGAGUGCGAGACACUCCUCUUGGCAAGCAACAGCAGCACCUUCAACAGGAUCACGGCUCACGGCGGGAACCUGGACAUUCGGUACACUAAAAUAUUUUCGUGGGACCUCAAAAAUGAAGACUACGACACGGAUCCAAGCGAUGGUCGAAGCUACUUGAGCGCUGUCACGGAGAAGAUUACCGGGCGAACGAAGGACACCUGUCCCGACGACUCGAGCAGCUCGAACGGCCAAGCCAAGGAGGACAUGGGAAACGCCAACAUGGACAUCCACCGAUCAGAAAUUGGAUACCUUGGAUACGACGGCUCUGAGGCCUACGGCAUCUCGUACAAGGCCCGCGGGUUGUGCAAGGACAAUUCCAACCUCGACAUCUUCGACGACGACAACGGGCUCAACGUCGGUGUUACUGGAGACAUUUACGAUUCCGACCUGCACCACAACUGGUUCGGGCACUACUCCUGGGGACACGACGGCGGAAAGUGGCAGUACAACACCGUCCACGACAACUACGGCUAUGGGUUCGACCCGCACGACGACUCCGACAAGCUCAAAAUCGUCGGGAACGAGGUCUACAACAACGGGUGGCAUGGAAUCAUCUACACGUAUGGCCUACUUAGAAUGGUCUACAACAACGGUCGGCAUGGAAUCAUGCUGCACCGAUCCUGCGACCGUGCCAAUGUGAGGGAAAACUACGCCUACAAUAACGGGGAAGCUGGAAUCGCGUUGUUUGAGACCUCCGACAGCAAGGUCUACAAAAACACCCUCGAGAACAACAAGUACGGCGUCCGCUGGAGUAAUGGUGCCAACAACAACAGGGUCUGGAAGAACGACAUCGUGGUUGAGGCGGACCAGGGGGGCGACUUCGCGUUUUACAUGUGUGAGUUUGCGCAGACGGAUGGGGAGACAGUCAAGGGAACCGAUCCUCAGGAGGCAGAAGGCAAUGAAGACGGCCGUAUCAGAGACAACAGCGUAUACAGAAACAACAUCUGGUCCGAUCAAGACAUGGUGUGGAAGGCCACGGAAGCAGAGGACAACGUAUUUUGGGUACGUUCGUUCUUGUUCAUGGGUUCCCGCGAAAAGUAA